AUGAAAUCUGAAGAGACUCGUCAGCAAAUGAGAUAUAUCUUUGAUUUAUUUAAAUGGCAAGAAAUUAUGCAAGAAGAACGCAAAUUAUCCAAGAAAAAUGAAUCGAUAUGGUGUGAUGUCCCAGAAGACUUACAAUUCCUCAGUAGAACUAUUUGUCAAUUAUAUGCUAUUGAUGAUUGUACUCGUUUGCCAUGUCAUUUGGUAUAUUCAACAGCUGAAACAUUAGAGAAUAUCAAAUGUCGUAAUCCGCAUGGACAAAUUCAGUCUUAUUAUGAAUGUAAACGUGGUUUUUCAUUUGAUUUAUUCACUAAAAAUUUCUCACGAUAUUCGUAUCCAUCGCUUAUCGCUGAUCCCUUUUCACCAUUUCGAGAUAACGUUUAUGUUAAUUUAUUACACAAUUACUAUCGAAGUUGUUCGAGUAUUUGGGGCUUUUUCUUCAAAUAUGAAUCGAUUAUUUAUUAUCCUUGGGUUGGCGAUGAAAACAAAUUGAAAUUAUUUGAUAUAACGUAUGGAUAUGAUCGAUCGAUUCAUGAUUUUAUUGCACCUUCUCAUCUAUUUCUCUAUAUCGACCAAUUGAAGUUUACAUCGAAACGAUUAACAGUAAACGAAGUAAUGAACAGCAAAAAACCAAUUUAUUCAACUUCAACAUCGGAUAUUUAUUGGCCAAAUCUUUCAAAGAAAUUUUUUAUUGACAAUGCCACAAAUAAUUCAUCAUAUAUCAAAGCACCUAUUCUCUGGAUGAACAGCAACUGUAGAGCAAAGUCCGGACGUACCCCAUACAUGAAUAAAUUAAUGAAAUACAUCGCUGUCGAUAACUACGGCACUUGCGGAAAAAAUAUUCGUCAAUUACCAGAACAUAUUGUCAAAAUUCAAGGUUCUUCCAAUCGAAUUCUGAAAAAUAUCGCCACUUAUGACUGGGAAGCAGGAAAAUUAGCUUUAUCAAAAGAAUAUCUAUUUACUAUAGCCAUCGAGAACAGUUUAACUUCUGAUUACAUAUCGGAGAAACUAUGGCAACCAUUGACGAUCGGAAGUGUACCUAUUUAUCUUGGAGCUCCAAAUGUUUAUGAUUGGUUACCAUGUCGAACAAAUUGCAUUAUUGAUUUACGACAAUUUAAAUCACCGGAAGAUGCGGCAACAUUUGUCAAAAAUGUUGCAAAGAACAAAACUUUGUAUGAAAGUUAUCAUCAAUGGAGAAAAGAACCUGUAGCAGAGAGAUUUCAACAUAUAAUUGAUUAUAAUUCACGAAUAAGUAAUUCUACUUUAGAAUGCGCUCUUUGUGAAAUGUCACAUCGUGUUGGACAAGGUGAAGAUCGAGAAGAAAUUAAAAAAGAUUUGAGAAAUAGGAUUGGCCGAUUUUAG
This is a messenger RNA of Adineta ricciae, 1359 nucleotides long. NCBI's taxonomy places the organism in Eukaryota, Metazoa, Rotifera, Eurotatoria, Adinetida, Adinetidae. The record is from the annotation of a GenBank genome assembly.